UAUAGUUACCAAUAGUGCUUGUUAUUAAGUUUGUUCAAAAUGUGGUUAAAAUUGGUUUUGGUAUCCAUUUUUGGAUUUAGUGGAUCUGUGACAACGUCCUUCGAUCUUCGCGGAGUUCUAGAUGGGAACCGCAUGGCCGGCGUUCCUCUGGGGCUGACCUUAGGCUCUGGCGAGUUGGACGUGCAAGGCAUUUGUACGAAGCCUGGCAUGGCCUGUCAGAACUGCAGCCAGUCUGUGACUUGUGUUCCUCUGCCGGGUGGAUGGCUUAAGGUGCCUUUAGAACAAUGCCAGGAAGGCUUCACCUGCAAUGCUCACUUAGGGAAAUGCUCCAAGGAACCAGUACCUGAAUGUUCCACUGCAGCCCAGAAGUUCGAGCAUAGCUGUGAACAGGUGGGAAUAUUCCCAGAUGCGUACGACUGCAGGAAGUUCCACCUCUGCUCUCCUCCUGAGGGCUUGCCUGACGGUAGACCUGCAGACCACAGGGCUGCUCUGUGCCCGAGACAUUACGCAUAUAACCCUGCCACCGCUCAGUGCUCGAUCCAACUAGAAAACAGUCAAUGCAUCGAAAACCCAGUACCACAAUGCGAGACCGUCGGCCAACACGGCGUCCUAGCUCUAAGUUCCAACCAUUACUACGUAUGUCUUAUCAGAAAUGGCGUCUUACACCCUCAAGUCUUCAUCUGUCCCCACGGCUGGCAUUUCUGGGGAGAAUUCUGUCAACCAGAGCCUGAAAAUGCUCCAAAGGAUGACAAUAAAACUAUUGAAGACGAAAAAGAUGAAGAUAAUGAGGUUACUAAAGUUAAACCUAUCAAAGUCAGUUCGGAAGAAAAAGGAUCCGAAGAGCGAGAUACUGAAAGGACUACAGAAGAAUCUACGACAGCUAAAGCACCAACUAAUUCUUGGAUAGAUAGUUUCUUUUCCACUGAGAAGACGACGACUUAUGCUGCAGACACUUUCUUAGCUGAUAAGAUAGAUCUAGCAAAUUAUGAGACUACUGAUGAUGUAGCUCAAAAUAAUGAUGAAACUGGUUAUGGACUGUCUAUUGAGUAUGACUGGUAAAUUAAGUAUGAUCAAGAUGUUGUAAAUGAGUUAAUUGUUAAGAAGAACUUUGAUUUAGUCAUUUUAGCUGUUUUGAUGUUAUGUUAACUGUAAAAUGUAUGAUAAAAGCUGUGUUUGAAAAAACAUUAUGUAAUUUGAACUGCACUCAAUUUAGUGAUAGUUAAUUUGAUUGAAAAUAAAUAAAAUUUAGAACUGAUGUCCAUUAACAGUG
Molecule: messenger RNA, 1270 nt
Organism: Helicoverpa zea (corn earworm)
Lineage: Eukaryota; Metazoa; Arthropoda; Insecta; Lepidoptera; Noctuidae
Exons: 5
Coding region: 40-1059 (339 amino acids)
Cellular component (GO): extracellular region
Molecular function (GO): chitin binding
Source: RefSeq, a predicted model, not a curated record